AUGCGGGAAUUUCCCACACAGAAGACAAACCUACUAAAGAUGGGUGCUGCUCAAAUGCAAACCAACCACUUGUCGCAUUUCAUUCUCGCGGCAGAACUGUGUCCCCUUAUGGAAGCAGAAGCAGCAGUGACGGGAGAAGCUAGAUGUGUGUUCAUGUCUAGUGGAGCUCGUGCAACAUGCGAAAAGAAGUAUUUAGAAAAGAGAUACUUCGAGAAACAUGGGGGUAACUUGGGUGAUGAGGGUAAAUCUAUGCUGUUCGCAACUAUUGUUGGCGGAGGGAAAAGCUUCCGGUAUUCACAGUCUAAAUUGGCCAACAGUGUAAUGAUGUAUGCGAUGCAUGAAAAAUUGCAAGCCAAAGGAUCCAAGGUCAAAGUCUUUUGCGCGCACCCGGGCGGUUCCAGGACUACUCUGGGGGACAACAUCGAACUUCCCUGGCUCGAAUGGAUGCUGAUGAAAUAUGUGUUGAUGCCUAUGUUUCAGUCCGCAGAGGAUGGGACCUUGGGUGAGUUAAUAGGUAUGAUGGCCGAAGAUGCCCAGUCGGGCGUGUUAUAUGAGCCUCUUGGCAAGGGAGGUCUUGCGGGACCUGCUGUUCCUAAUCCCCCUCAGCCGUAG
Molecule: messenger RNA, 612 nt
Organism: Sphaeroforma arctica JP610
Lineage: Eukaryota; Ichthyosporea; Ichthyophonida
Exons: 1
Coding region: 1-612 (203 amino acids)
Source: RefSeq, a predicted model, not a curated record